This is a messenger RNA of Symbiodinium necroappetens, 345 nucleotides long. The record is from the annotation of a GenBank genome assembly. NCBI's taxonomy places the organism in Eukaryota, Dinophyceae, Suessiales, Symbiodiniaceae.
AUGCUUUGUAACAAUAUGCUUGGCAUGCUAGGUUCUGAGACGUUUGGUUUGGCCAUGGCUGUAAGCGCCAGGCCCUGUGUCGUACGCUCGAUGCAUACGGGAAACUGUGAACAUGGUUUGUACGACCUGUCGGCCUACGUGCCAGGCGGCUGGCACGGCGAAGGGACAAGGACGCAGGGACUGAAUGCUUCCGGUUGGAUGCAGUGCAUCUUCACGUCGGCGACUCAGGAGGACACCAGAAGUAGCAGCCCACUGGAAAUCACGCAGGAGCUUACAGGGUCAGCCUCAUUGAGCCAAGCCAUGAAGUCUGCUGGCGCAGAGGGUGAAAGGGUUGCUGCAAACUAG